Messenger RNA from Fonticula alba, 1213 nucleotides. RefSeq lists its product as hypothetical. Gene Ontology annotation, cellular component: cell-cell junction; cytoplasm; focal adhesion. The transcript has 4 exons. The record is from RefSeq and is a predicted model, not a curated record. Lineage: Eukaryota; Rotosphaerida; Fonticulaceae. Bases 100 to 1146 code for a protein of 348 amino acids. Gene Ontology annotation, biological process: cell-cell adhesion; positive regulation of substrate adhesion-dependent cell spreading; cell-cell junction organization.
CCCCCCUUCUUCCCCUCGCCCCACUGUCGGCCCCCGUUGCCUCCUCCUCCCUCCCCCACCUGCUCUUUUGCACGCGCGCACGCACGCACGCACCCCACCAUGAGCCCCCCCGACUGCAGCGUUUGCCGGCUGCCCAUCACGGGGCAGAUGAUCUCGGCGUCCAACCAGGCCCUGCACCCGGAGUGCUUUGUCUGUGUGCAAUGCCUGAUGCCCUUCCCGGAGGGUUCUUUCUACGAGUCGCCGGAGCCCGUCAAGCGGCUGUACUGCCCGGAUGACUUCCAAAAGCUUUUCGGCAUGCGCUGUGCCAAGUGCGGAGAGUCCAUCGCCGGGCGGUGCAUCACGGCGCUGGACAUGAAGUGGCACCCGGAGCACUUCUCCUGUGCCGAGUGCGGGGACGUCCUGUCCGGCUCGUCCUUCGUUCGGCGCCUGAACAAGCCCUACUGCAAGCCGUGCUCGAGCGUCCUGAAGGAGCGCGCCCUCCAGCAGACCCGGUCCACCUGCGCCAAGUGCCAAAAGCCCAUCAUGAGCAAGAACGAGCUGAUCGUGUACCAGCGCGAGCGCUACCACGCCCGGCACUUCUCUUGUCACUCAUGCUCCUCCGUGCUGACGGCCGACUGCAAGGAGCUCGACGAUAAGCUCUAUUGCCAGCCCUGCCAUCAGAAGGCCCUCUCGGCCACUUGCGACGUCUGUCGGCGACCGAUCGACGGUCGCAGUAUUUCCGCCCUCGGCAAGCAAUUCCACCCGGAGCACUUCGUGUGCACCCGCUGCGAGAAGCCCUUCGGCCAGUCGUCCUUCUUCGAGUACGAGGGGAAGCCCUACUGCGAGAUCCACUUCAACGAGGUCCGCGGGGCCAUGUGCGGCCGCUGCCUCAAGUCCCCGCAGGAGGCCAGUGUCCCGGUUUUCAGCCGGCACUACUGCCGGUCGCACAUGGUGUGCGUCGGCUGCGAGGUGUCCCUCCUGCCGGCCGACAUCGACCCGGCCACCGGCAAGCUGGCCAAGGACGCCAUCAUCCCGCCGCCCUACUACGAGUGGGAUCUCAAGCCCUUCUGCAAGAACUGCUUCGGUGAGCUGCCCUCCAGUGUCCAGCGGCGCCUCACCAAGUACGCGGAGCUCGAGCGGAAAUACCUCAAGAAGCACGCCAAGUAGAGGAGAGAGAGAGGUCCACCCUGUGGGGGGUGGCUUGCGCUGCUGCCCGCGCCCCCUCCCCCCCCCC